Tachyglossus aculeatus (Australian echidna) is the source of this 2446-nucleotide messenger RNA. RefSeq names its product LRR binding FLII interacting protein 2 (gene LRRFIP2). The record is from RefSeq and is a predicted model, not a curated record. Lineage: Eukaryota; Metazoa; Chordata; Mammalia; Monotremata; Tachyglossidae. Gene Ontology annotation, biological process: regulation of DNA-templated transcription. The transcript is spliced from 16 exons. The coding region runs from base 62 to 1564 and encodes 500 amino acids.
GAGUGAAGCGUUUCUCAGUUGAAGAAGCUAAAAAGAAGAGCCAACAUUUAAGAAAAAAAACAUGGGGACUCCUGGUUCCGGGAGGAAACGAACGCCCGUCAAAGACCGCUUCUCUGCAGAAGAUGAAGCCUUGAGUAAUAUUGCCAGAGAGGCAGAAGCCAGACUGGCCGCCAAAAGGGCCGCCCGGGCAGAAGCAAGAGAUAUACGCAUGAGGGAACUGGAACGGCAACAAAAAGAGGAAGAUUCGGAAAGGGCCAGGCAUACUGACCGGUCCAGCCGCCGCCCUUAUCUGGGAGUUGAAGAUUCCACAUCCUUUCGUGGUACUGGCAUCCGCAGGUUGGAUGAGAAGUGUGACAAGCAGUAUGCUGAAACUUACACAAGGCCGGCCUCCCGCAAUUCUGUCUCGGCAGCAGCAACACCUCUGAGCGGCAACUCGUCCAGGCGAGGAAGUGGAGACACGGGCAGUCUGAUCGAUCCCGACACCUCAUUAAGCGAACUACGGGAGUCGCUCUCAGAGGUGGAGGAGAAAUAUAAGAAAGCCAUGGUGUCCAAUGCCCAGUUAGACAAUGAGAAAAACAACCUGAUCUACCAAGUGGAUACCCUCAAAGAUGUCAUCGAAGAGCAAGAGGAGCAGAUGGCAGAAUUCUACCGCGAGAACGAGGAGAAAUCCAAGGAGCUGGAACGACAGAAACACAUGUGCAGCGUCCUUCAGCAUAAGAUGGACGAACUGAAAGAGGGUCUUCAGCAAAGAGAUGAGCUCAUAGAGGAGAAUCAACGCAUGCAACUGAAAAUAGAUACCAUAACCAAAGAGGUGUUUGGCCUCCAGGAGACAGUUAAUUGGAAAGAUAAAAAAAUUGGGGCCCUAGAGAGGCAGAGAGAGUACUGGGACUGCCUUAGGAGGGAGCGCGAUGAGCUCAGAGAGGAGGUGGCCGGCCUGAAGCGGACGACGGAGGCGGACCAGAAACACGGGUUAGUGAUCAUCCCCGACGGCACGCCCAACGGGGACGUGAACCCCGAGCCUGGCGUGGGGGCCAUCACGGUGCUGUCUCAGGAAGCGGCGCACGUGCUGGAGUCAGCGGGAGAUGGGCCGCUCGAUGUAAGGCUACGGAAACUUGCUGGAGAAAAGGAAGAGCUGCUGUGCCAGGUAAAAAAACUGAAGCUGCAGCUGGAAGAGGAGCGACAGAAGUACGCGAAGAACAGCGAUGGCUCGGCCGGCAUCUUAGGGGGGCUGGAGAACGGGUCGGACCUGCAGUUCAUUGAAAUGCAAAGAGAUGCCAACCGACAAAUUAGCGAAUACAAGUUCAAGCUGUCUAAAGCGGAACAGGAAAUAACUACUAUGGAGCAAAAUAUCGGCAGGCUCGAAGGCCAGGUGACCCGAUACAAAACCGCGGCGGAGAACGCAGAGAAGGUGGAGGACGAACUCAAAGCCGAAAAGAGAAAACUUCAGCGGGAGCUGCGGACGGCCCUGGACAAGAUGGAGGAGAUGGAGAUGACCAACAGCCACCUAGUCAAACGCUUGGAGAAGAUGAAGGCCAACCGCACGGCCCUGCUGGCCCAGCAGUAGGGGGGCGGUGGGGAGAGGGGAUGGGGGCGGGCGAGAACUGUGCCUGGCUCCUAAACCUCUUUUUAAAUCCAAACUCUCCCCGCGGCCCCCGUCUGUCGGGGGACCGAGGUUUUCGGUACCAAGUUCCAUCACUCACGGGGCGGGGAGCCUCCUUUUUGUAAUUUAUGAGCGAAUGAAUUUCGGUGACCGCGAUCAUUGGUUUUUCUUUAGCAGUGUGAUUCUAAAGAACUGGUCAAUGCUGUAGGGAUGAUUUCCCACAGCCCCCACAGUUUUUAGAAUCAGAGUUUACUCACUAUUUUGGUUUGUUUCCUACCCAACGCGCCCCCCCGCCAUAUCCCCCAAGCUGCUUGAAUGAUUCUGGAUACACGAAGACAAACUUCCCGCAGUCCAGAAAGAAGAUCCACCGCCAACGCUAACUCCCUGGAGACAUCACACAGCACAAGUGCCUUCUCCGGGGUGCAGUUUGGAACUCGGGUUGUUACGGACACCUUAACCUUUGGAAGCGGAUAACACUUCUAAUGCUAGGAGGAGAUGGGUCGGAGUAGGGUGUCUCUGUUCACUCAACUUGAUAGGUUUUGAGGAAAUGCAUUUUUUUUUUUGUAAAAUAUUUAAAUUUAUAUAAGAAAAUGUGGAAAAAACAAAGAGGGACUGUGUAUAAAACUUGCUUUGUUGCAUGGGUGACGGCAUAUGAGGGAAGCUCCGGAUGGUGUGGUCGGGGAAAGUAACGGGCCUGUUACUCUUCGAGUGAGAGAGUAUGAGGCUGGAUUGGUGCUGUCACUGUACAAUUGUAUUCUGCUGCUUACGUCUGGGAGAAGCCGAAGACGGGCCAGAGGGUGUAGGGGGAAUCUGACCGCGGAGUCUAUUAAAUGGACACUUUAUUGA